AUGUCUGCUUCUAUCAUCAAUUCCUCAAUAUUCAUUCUCAGGGGGUUCCUUGGCUUAUACCAGUAUAACUGGUUUUCAAUUCCCUUCUCCUCCAUCUAUGCUACGAUUUUCCUGGGAAACUGCCUGGUGCUGCACGUGAUCCGGACUGAGCCAAGCCUGCUCCAGCCUAUGUUCUAUUUCCUGGCCAUGCUGGCCCUCACCGACCUGUGCAUGGGGCUGUCCACGGUUCACACAAUGCUGGAGAUCCUGUGGGGGCUCAGCCAGGAAGUCAAGCUGGAUGCUUGCAUUGCGCAGACUUAUUUUGUCCAUGGUCUCCCCUGCACAGAGUCUGGAGUCCUUCACGCCAUGGCCAUUGAUCGCUUUACCGAAAUCCACAGUCCUCUGAGAUACACAUCCAUCCUGACUAAUAAUAGAAUCAUUCAUUUCAUGGUGAUCAUUGCGGUGAGAAGUGCUAUGUCUAUCCUCCCUGUCAUCAUUCGUUUGAAGUUCUUUCAUUAUUGCCACCCCCACAUCCUCUCUCACUCUUUCUGCUUGCACCAGGACCUACUCCGGCUGGCCUGCUCUGACAUUUGCUUCAACAGCUUCUAUGCCCUGGCUCUGGUGAUUUGUACCUUGCUGUUGGAUGCCACACUUAUUAUCAUCUCCUACAUUUUUAUUUUACAUACAGUGCUGGCAAUUGCAUCUUGAGAAGAGAGGCUCAAGUCUUUGCAGAGCUGUGUGUCCUACAUUUGUGCUGUCCUGGUUUUUUAUAUUCCCAUUAUUGGUCUCACCAUGGUCCAUCGCUUUGGGAAACAUCUGUCACCUUUGGUUCAUGUCCUUAUGGGCAAUAUUUACAUUCUCUUUCCACUCCUGAUGAAUUCAAUCAUCUGCAGUGUAAAGACCAAGCAGAUACGAAGCAGGAUAAAAAAGUUUUUUUGUUUGUUUUUUUUUUUGAAAAUAUAG
This is a messenger RNA of Pteropus alecto (black flying fox), 942 nucleotides long. Its product is annotated as olfactory receptor 51V1-like. Gene Ontology annotation, cellular component: membrane. Gene Ontology annotation, biological process: G protein-coupled receptor signaling pathway. Lineage: Eukaryota; Metazoa; Chordata; Mammalia; Chiroptera; Pteropodidae. Gene Ontology annotation, molecular function: G protein-coupled receptor activity; olfactory receptor activity. The record is from RefSeq and is a predicted model, not a curated record.